GGCUACUCCUUGACGAUGGAAAAAUUAGCCAUGCAGUGGGCCGAUCAGUGUCGAUGGGAACAUCCCGAUCCUGAUUACUACCCGCAGUACAGAGGCAUCGGACAGAAUCUUGCACUGCAAAGUGGCCCUAAACAAUCAUUCACGAAGAUGGCUGAGUCUUGGUACAACGAGGUGGUAAACUACACCUAUUCUUCUAACGACUGCUCCUACGUUUGUGGACACUACACACAGAUGGUGUGGGCGUCGACGACGGUUCUGGGCUGUGCAAUGCAGCGAUGUGACAGCCUUGAGCCAGGAUGGACUCCACCCGUUUAUCUCAUGGUUUGUCAGUACGCUCCAGGAGGAAAUUACGUUGGGGAAAAGCCUUACACAUCAGGUCGUUCUUGCAGUGAAUGUCCUGCAGGAUAUUCGUGUAGUCAAAAUCAGUGUGUCAGACUACUCUAUAAGCCCAAAUGA
Molecule: messenger RNA, 456 nt
Organism: Mesocestoides corti
Lineage: Eukaryota; Metazoa; Platyhelminthes; Cestoda; Cyclophyllidea; Mesocestoididae
Source: the annotation of a GenBank genome assembly